UCUCUAUCUCCCCUCUCCAUCUCAGGACACAUGGGAAAAGAAGCCCCUCUUAAUCCGCGUCAGAAUCCAGACUACUACAAUGGACUCUUUUCCACGGCAGAGUUCGACCUGCAUUUUGAGAGAGGAUGACGUCCAGUAUGGAGUGAACCUGGACGUCACCAGCUACACCAAUGGCAAGAGGGACACGCACAACCCCCCAGGCCGGGCGCUGCCCUUCAGCGUGUGGGACUUCUACUCGAGUGGCUGCUCCCUGCGCAUGCUGAACCCCCAGGCCUUCUCCUCCACAGUAUGGAACUUCCUCUCCAUCCUCCAGGAACAGUUUGGCAGCAUGGCCGGGGCCAACGUGUAUCUGACUCCUCCCGGAACCCAAGGCUUCGCCCCACACUAUGAUGACAUUGAAGCCUUCGUGGUUCAGCUGGAGGGAAAGAAACACUGGCGAGUGUACAACCCAAGGUCCUUGGAAGAAGUAUUGCCAGUUACUUCGAGCCCCAACUUCAGUCAGUCAGAGAUCGGGAGCCCAGUGCUGGAGGUGGUCUUGGAGGCCGGGGACCUGCUCUACUUCCCACGCGGGUUCAUCCACCAGGGAGACUGCCUGCCAAACUCCCACUCACUCCACGUCACCGUCUCCUCCUUCCAGAGGAACAGCUGGGGAGACCUGCUCGCCAAGCUGGUGCCUGCGGCCCUUGGGGUAGCGAUGGAGGAGGAUGUGGAGUACAGGCAGGGCUUGCCACUGGACUACCUGACGUACAUGGGCGUACAAAAUUCUGACAAGGAGGACCCACGGCGAGAGAAGUUCCUGUCCCGUAUGGGCGGCCUGAUGAACAAGCUGGCCGGCUACGCACCGGUGGACGCCGCUGUAGACGAGAAGGCCAAGGAGUUCCUCCACGACUGCCUGCCUCCAGCACUCACUCCAGAGGAACAGGCCAGCAGUGUUCAAGGCUCCUCCACUAGGUGGGGGAAUGGGAGGCCUUUGAAUGUCGGCGCUAACAUCAACAGCCAGACCCGGGUGCAACUCAUUCGCGCUGGUUGUGCCAGGUUGUGUAGUGAUGGGGAGGUCAUCGAGUUGUACUACACUACGGACAACUCCAGAGUAUACCAUAAAGAGGAGCUCAAGAGUUUUGAAAUCAAAACAGAGUGUGCGGACGCUGUUGAGUUCCUGAUCCACGCGUACCCCAAGUUUGUGUCGGUGCGAAGUAUUCCAUGUGACUCGGUUGCAGAAAGGAUUGCUUUGGCUGAGCUGCUGUUUGAGAAAGGGAUUAUCCGCACUGCAGAGCCUCUCUAGUGUUGGACACGGUUCCCACAGUUCUGGCCUCCAACACAUUUUGACUGGAUUCCAGUUUCAGCUUUGAACCUAUAUCAAUAAAUCUGCGAUACAAAACAUCUCUGGCAACUAUUAGUCUCUCCGCUAUACUGCAGUAGACGUAAAAAGAAUGUCUAAUUAAUGCUUUGUAUUAAAGGAUGGGAAUGAUUGUCGCAUGAAAAGCAAAAAAACCUUGCAAGAAAAUAAAAAUGAUUGACCAUU
This is a messenger RNA of Gadus morhua (Atlantic cod), 1522 nucleotides long. It is a transcript of the gene riox1, whose product is annotated as ribosomal oxygenase 1. NCBI's taxonomy places the organism in Eukaryota, Metazoa, Chordata, Actinopteri, Gadiformes, Gadidae. Gene Ontology annotation, molecular function: histone H3K4 demethylase activity; histone H3K36 demethylase activity. Gene Ontology annotation, cellular component: nucleolus. Bases 80 to 1282 code for a protein of 400 amino acids. The record is from RefSeq and is a predicted model, not a curated record. The transcript is spliced from 12 exons.